Dinoponera quadriceps is the source of this 2750-nucleotide messenger RNA. RefSeq names its product PDZ domain-containing protein GIPC3 (gene kermit). Gene Ontology annotation, molecular function: protein binding. The transcript has 6 exons. The record is from RefSeq and is a predicted model, not a curated record. NCBI's taxonomy places the organism in Eukaryota, Metazoa, Arthropoda, Insecta, Hymenoptera, Formicidae. The coding region runs from base 415 to 1515 and encodes 366 amino acids.
CAAUACGUAACGGAUCUGUCGAGGCGGUCAUAUGGACCGCUGCGUGUGUGGUGGGGACGACCAUUCGUGGUGGGAAAAAUUCUUCCAUCUGGUACGAUUGUAUGCGAUCAGUCUGCUCGCCGCUGCUUUCUGGACGCGACGACACGCGAGUUCGCGAGAUCGGUGCGCGAUUUUCUCCCGCUCUAAUGUGCUGUUGCUCACAAAAGGCGUCGGUGGUGCUGAAAGAAAAUUAGCAGAAACAUUCUGUCGAGGUGUCACGUCGCGGCAGUGGGCCCACUCGAUCCAUCCUCAGGCCGGGUCGGCACCGAAGCAGAUCUUCGUUAACCAGUUUCCGCAACUUUCUCGUUUUAUCACCACGGAUGCCGUAAAUCGGCUUUGUAAAUAUGCGAGAGGGAACAUUUUAAAGGAUUGAGAAUGCCGCUGUUCAAGCCGCGGGCCACGCCGAGAUCGCCGAUAACGGAGAAAGCUGCGAACGGCGUGCAGCAGCAGCAGCAACAACAGCAGCAACAGCAACAUCGGAAUCAUCACCAUCAUCAGGCCGAUGACAAUAAUCACGACGGCGCGAGCAGUAACGGUACCGGUAACCGGCCAAGCCAUACCGUGUCACGAUCGGCUUUUUCGCCGAGUGCUCCACCCGAAUACGAUCAGACGAGAGGGUCUCGGGCCCCGAGACCGUCUUUGGUCUUCCACUGCCAACUGGCCCAUGGCAGCCCCAUGGGACUGAUAUCGGAUUUCAGCAACGUCCGCGAGCUGUACCAGAAGAUCGCCGAAUGCUACGACUUGCCCGCGGAAGAGAUUCUCUUUUGCACGUUGAAUACGCACAAAGUGGAAAUGACAGAGUUGCUGGGUGGACAGAUCGGCGUGGGGGAUUUUAUAUUCGCGCAUAAAAAAGGCCGACCGAAGGAAAUCGAGCUGGUGAAGACGGACGAUGCACUGGGCCUGACGAUCACCGACAACGGCGCCGGUUACGCUUUCAUAAAGCGCAUAAAGGAGGGUUCCGUGAUCGACAGGAUAAAAGUGAUCGAAGUGGGCGAUCACAUCGAGAGGAUCAACUCCACCAGUUUGGUCGGCAAACGACACUUCGAGGUGGCAAAAAUGCUGAAGGAAAUAUCGAAGGGUUCAACAUUUACGUUGAGACUGGUGGAACCGCAGAAGAAUGGCUUUGGCAGCAUUGGUCCCCGUGGUGACCUCAGGAAAGGAAAGAAAUCCGGCUACGGGUCCGGCAAGGAGACCCUGAGAUUCAAGGCUGACGGCAGCGCGCAAAUUAUAGAGAAGGUCGACGAUACCGCAGCCAUCGGCGUCGAGAAGAUCAACACCAUCUUGGAGAGCUUUAUGGGUAUCUACGAUACGGAACUAGCCACGCAAAUCUGGGAGCUCGCCGAAGGCAAGUGCAACAGUAUAGACUUCGCCGAAGCGAUCGACAAUUCCGACUUGGAAGCUUUUGGCUUCACUGACGACUUCGUGAUCGAGUUGUGGGGCGCCGUGACGGACGCCCGAGCUGGUCGGCAUCGAUGACGCGAGGACCGAUGACGAUCAGCAUCCCGACGAAUAUAUCGAAGAGGGAGAGAGAAAGAGACAGGAAAAGGCAACUUGGACAAAGACAGCUUGAAGAUUUUGCAAGAUAUUUUAGACUCGGUGGGACAAUCGAUAGAGUUUCAGGUGGAAUGGACAACAAGUGCUUCUUCAAGUGAAAGAUGAUGCAUUGACGUACCAUUCGCUCACACUCGCAUGUUACCAUGAUUUUAGAGGUUUCAUUCUCGGCGUACAUUUUUUGCUCCUUGAGAAUGCGUUCAAGAUCGCAAGUGCAUUACGAGAAUCGAGAGUUUAGCAUUGGACUUGCGGCGGAAAUGUAGGCUGAAAUCUGCAAUACUCCACGUCGACUAAGAGUUAUCGUAUAGUGCAUCGUGUCAUAUGGCAAGCGCAAAGUCGAAUCAAGAAGGAGAAGAAGAAGAAGAUGAAGAAAUAACGGAGAACCUUCUGAUGGUUUGCGCGCUGAAGAAGGAAAGUCUAAGCGUUUCCUGUAUUUCCUACUUUUGCGCGACGAAGCUUCGGUGAAAACAUAUUUUGCAUUUUAUCGUUUCGUUAUUAAAAUUAUCAAUAUGUUAUUAAAGUUGACUAAGUAAAAUAUUAUUAAGAUUGAUUAAUAAAGUAUUACCAAGUUUUAUUAAGUUACGCUAUUCCUGAAAUUUAUUUAAAUAAUGUAUUAUAUAUUUCUUUAGGAAUACUUUCUCUCUCGUUUCAUUUCCGCUCCUUCUUGGUGCAGGCUUAAUUAAAGGCUUCGUAAUAUUCUCGAUGCAUUUAAUCAGCUGAUAGAGUGUCGGUGACGAACGUGUCUUUCGGAUUCGGCAUAUCGUUUUCUAUAUUACAUAAUUGCAAUGCAAUAAGAACACUGUUACGGCUGAUAUCGAUGUUGAUUUCCUCGCGCAGUUGCGAAACAGCUCUAUUUGUUCGAGUCGACGUCGAUCUAUGAACACGUGGAAAAGAAUUUAAUCUUAGCUGCUAAUAUUAAUAUUUAAUUAUUCGCAAGGCAGCGUAAACAUGCUGAUUCAACGUGUUCGUCAUCGUCAGUAUCAUCGGCGUUAUUCAAUUGUGAGCCAAUUAGUAUUCAUCAGCAACAAAUAUUCUAGAGACGCUUGUUACACGAGUGACAAAAAUGUGUUAUAAUAUAUCUCGAUAUGCAUGUCAGUUCGACAAGUUCACGAUGUAUAAGAUUAAAAGAGUGUGUUAUUUAGUGUUACUUAGUGUCAAUA